Messenger RNA from Penicillium psychrosexuale, 1518 nucleotides. RefSeq names its product pex2/pex10/pex12 family protein. Gene Ontology annotation, molecular function: zinc ion binding. Lineage: Eukaryota; Fungi; Ascomycota; Eurotiomycetes; Eurotiales; Aspergillaceae. Gene Ontology annotation, cellular component: peroxisomal membrane. The record is from RefSeq and is a predicted model, not a curated record. Bases 1 to 1518 code for a protein of 505 amino acids. The transcript is spliced from 2 exons. Gene Ontology annotation, biological process: protein import into peroxisome matrix.
AUGAGUUCAACAAACUUCGCCGCUGCACAAGAACGAGUUCUUCAACGUCGUCGCCAGCGUGAGGCGGAAGCGCGCGCCCGCUAUGCAGCACAGCAGCGGGCCUCUCCGAUCAGCCCGGCCACCGUCCAGCGUCUGCCAUAUCCAUUGAAUCGAUUAUCCAGUUCGGGGUGGCGGAUAUGGAAUUCCAUUCAGGGCCGGGAAGGCACGCGCCCCGCAUUUCGCGUGGGCCAGGUGGACGCUGAAUUGUUGGAUGAGGAGUUGCUUGGGCUGCUGAAGGGCCAGGUCGGGGAUGCUCUCAAAUACUUCGGGCCUCAAAUUCGCGAAGAUUGGUCACAUGAGAUUCUGUUCGCGUUACGGGCCAUGCUCUUUAAACUAUCAAUAUGGGAUCAUAACGCAUCGUAUGGUGCGGCACUACAAGGCCUCAAAUACACCGAUAGUCGAAGCAAAGGACCCGUUUUCUCUUCUCCGACAAAAUGGCAGAAGGGUAUUUAUGGCUUAUUGACAGUUGGGGGGCGAUAUGCUUGGGACAAGUGGGAGAGCUGGUUGGUCGGACAAGAAGGUGGCUAUGACGAGGUUAGUGCCGACACAUUGCUCUCUAUUGGCAAUGCUUUACUAACGGAUACUACAAAGCCAUCACCGGACAUCCGAAUGAUGUCGCGACUAACGGACAUGAUCUCGACAUCGCACUCGAUUGCCGCCUUCGUCUCUUUCCUGGUCUUCCUAGUGAAUGGCCGAUACCGUACCUUGGUCGAUCGCAUCCUUCGUAUUCGCCUGACUCCUCCAUCUGCACAGGCUAGCCGGGAAGUAUCCUUUGAGUAUUUAAACCGUCAACUAGUUUGGCAUGCCUUUACCGAAUUCCUUCUUUUCCUCCUUCCUCUUGUUGGAAUUGGCCGCUGGCGGCGAUGGAUAUCCCGGGUCUGGCAAAAGAUGGUCAAUUCUGUCCGGUCAAGCGGCGAUGACGACGAGACCCCCGAAAAACAAGGAGAGCUGGCCUUCCUCCCAGAGCGAACCUGUGCUAUCUGCUACCACGAUCAGAACCCCACCACAACGACCGAAAGCGAUACCAUAGCCGCCUCUGCGUCAGGGGGUAUUGUAGGAUCGGCGCAAACUGAUAUCACAAACCCAUAUGAGACCGUCCCUUGCGGCUGUAUCUAUUGUUUCGUCUGUAUUGUGCAGAAACUGGAAGCAGAAGAAGGCCAGGGAUGGUCAUGCCUCCGGUGUGGUGAAAUUGUCAAGAAGUGCCAACCUUGGAAUGGCGAUGUGCUAGAAGAGGCACGGUCGCAGCCUGGAACUGGGAAGAUUGUUGGCUUUGCCAUUGACGGUGAACUGAAUGGCGAGACCCGUGGGACAGAUCUUCAUCGAGGGGACUCAUCAAACAAACCCAGCCCAUUGCAAGAGAUCAGCGCCGAUGAAGCCCUGCAGCAUUCAGAGCAAUGGUCCACCAUUGAGAAAGAGACAGAAGACGAUAGCACAAGAGGUACGAACGAGGAUGAGGACCUAGAACCUACUGCGACGUGA